Molecule: messenger RNA, 2907 nt
Organism: Archocentrus centrarchus (flier cichlid)
Lineage: Eukaryota; Metazoa; Chordata; Actinopteri; Cichliformes; Cichlidae
Gene: plaub
Product: plasminogen activator, urokinase b
Exons: 11
Coding region: 16-1443 (475 amino acids)
Biological process (GO): regulation of cell adhesion mediated by integrin; plasminogen activation
Molecular function (GO): serine-type endopeptidase activity
Source: RefSeq, a predicted model, not a curated record
UGUGCAAGCACACUCAUGCAGAGUCUUCAAACCGAGCAGAGAAGCAACACGAAAACAAUGAGAAGCUUUUUCAUCUGCACGCUGGCCUUCCUGUCAGCAGCUCAGGCUGGCCUGCAGGAUGAAAGAAGAAGCCACGAAUUAACUUUCCACCCCUCCUCCUCCUCCUCCUCCUCAUCUUCGUUCUCCUCGUCCCUUGAACGUUCAGGUGAGAUCUGUCUCAAUGGAGGCAGCUCUAUCCGAGCGCUGAUCUCCGGCCAGCACAUGUUCUGUCUCUGUGCUGACGGCUUUGAGGGGACACACUGUGAAACAGUCAAACAAAGUCACUGCUACGAGGGCAUUGGAUUGUACUACAAAGGCACGGCGUCUAAAACAGUCAGCGGGCAAACGUGUGCGGAGUGGGACGAGGAGACCAGAAAGCAGUACCUGUCCUCAGACAUCAACUCAGGGAGGCACAACUACUGCAGAAAUCUUCACUACAGACGCCACCCGUGGUGUCGUGUUUGGAAAAACCAGCAGCUUGUGUGGGAAUACUGUGAUAUGCCACUUUGCACCUUUAAGCCAUCUCCACCUGCACCUUCAACUGGCUCCACAGAGUCAGAGCCAGCUGCAGAGACGAUGGCAUGUGGCCAUCGCAGCAGAAGAAAGCAGAUGAAGAUUGUGGGUGGAAGAGUUGCCACUGUCGAAUCCCACCCGUGGAUCGCCACCAUAUUUUGGCAUAGCAAAUCCCAAGAGGAAGUUUUCCGCUGCGGGGGCAGCCUGAUCUCCGCCUGCUGGGUCCUCACAGCCGCCCACUGCUUCCCUGAUGGAAGUAAGAGCGAUGCGCAGCGCUUCUCCGUCAUCUUGGGGAAAAAUGCCCUGAAUGAGAGCGACCCCACUGUGGAGCAAAAAUUCAGGGUGGAAAAAAUCUUCAUCCAUGAAGGGUUUGAUGACAGCGAGGGGAACUUCAACAAUGAUAUUGCCCUGGUGAAGCUGAAGCCCAAACUUGGGAAGUGUGCCACGGAGAGCGACUCGGUGAAGACGGUCUGCCUGCCGCCGCCUCAGCAGAGCCUCCAGCCAGGAUUCACCUGCGAGAUCGCUGGAUACGGGAAAGAAAGUCACGCUUUGUGGUACAGGUCUCAGUACCUCAGAGAGGCUCAGGUGAGCCUCCUCGCUGACGACGUGUGCCGACAGAAGGAUUAUUAUGAAAACAUGAUUACUGAUAACAUGUUUUGUGCUGCUCGUCCAGACUGGAGUCAGGAUGCUUGUGAGGGAGACUCAGGAGGACCUCUGGUGUGCGAGGUCGGCAACAGGCUCUUCCUGUUUGGAAUAAUCAGCUGGGGCGAAGACUGCGCGAAAAAGUUGCGCCCCGGUGUUUACACCAGAGUGACCAACUACAACAAAUGGAUAGAAAAGAAGACUGGCUUGGAGUCCAUCACUGCUGGAGCCAUGUUCCCUCAUAAAUGACCUUUGAGGCCUGCACACGUGGAGAACCAUUUGCUCAUCACUCAUACUGUAGGCUGGUUGCUGGUUGUUUUGUGUUGGUAAACCUCUGUAAAGUCAUGCUGUGUAUCCUCUGGUAUUUGUGUAAUUUCAUUUUCAUUCCACAUCCUCCGGCCGCUACACUGCUUCUUGUUACUGGUGCUGUUUUUUUAUUGCUGCAGUGGCUGCAAAGGAAAGAUAUUUUUAUUUUUUAUUAUCUUAACAAAUCCCAAGACAGGAACAAAAGCUGGCAGUGAUUGUAGCACACAGUGUGUGCAUUUAAGCCUGACAUAUGGCAGAAAGCCACAAUAUUAGAACAACAGUGAAGCACAGAAUCUGUGAAGCCAUCAUUUGUUAUCAGGCCCUGAGGUGCAUAGCAGCAGAUUUUUAAUCCCAGAAGUUGUGAGAUUGGGCCUCAUGGACUGAAUCUGUUUUUCCAUCUCACACACGUUCAGUCAGAAUGAGAUCUGGCAAACUCAGAGGACCAGCCAGCAGCUUGAAUUCUUUGUUUUCUUUUUCAAACCGUACUUGUGAGUCAUCUCAAAAUGAAUUUCUGUUAUUACUGACGCUCUUCUGCCCAUUGGAGGUGCAUUCUUUGGUGAACAGGAGUCAAGCUUACUUCUGAAUUUAUGUAACAGCACUUUGAGCCCCCAUUACGAAUUCAAAACAGCUGAGCGCUGGCACACAUUCAGCGGUGCUCUUGUUCUUAUAUCAAACAACUGGCUCUUUACCUUUUACCUGGUAUAUUCCUCCUCUUCAAAGGUGCUAAGAUAAUCGAUACGCAACAUUACUUAUUCAACAGUGUUAUUCUUGUCUUAAGGACCAUAUAGCAUCAGUGAUUUUGCCAUUUUUAUCAUCUUCCAGUCAGGUUUACUUUAGCUCAAAGUUAAAGCCGCUCUCAUGUUUGUGCUAUUAAAGGUAGACACACUGAGAUUGUACAGGACUUAUUUUUUCUUAUUUUUUUUUGCAGAAACUUUCAAGAAUAAAAGUAUUGUGCUUAGCUGAAAUGUUGAUAUUCUUACAUACAGAAUAAUGUGUGUCAUGCUGUGUGAUAGUUACUUCUAUCUGGUCUCCAUGCAGUCACGUCCACACCUACUUAUUCACCGGUUUCACUGUGAAAAUUAAGAAAACAAAACGAUGAAAUCACACACAUACCUGUGACAGAUUGGGACAUCAUCAUCAGUUUCAUGAGGUCAUACCUGGGAUGAUUUUUUAACAAAUCAUCCCAGGUAUGUUUACAGUUUAUUGCAGGCUGCAUUCAUAUUUUAUACUUUAUAGUUCCAAAAUUUUCAGUUUUGUUCCACACGAGCCUGGAAUAAGCUGGUGUGUCCAAACUUGUGACUAGUACGGUAUCAUUGUGAGACCUUUUUUUUUUUUUUUUAUAUAUUUUUGUGGAUUAUUCUGUAGCUUUUCUUCAGAUGUUUUCUUCUUUAAAUGAAAUAAACUUUA